This is a messenger RNA of Etheostoma spectabile (orangethroat darter), 672 nucleotides long. RefSeq names its product 10 kDa heat shock protein, mitochondrial. The coding region runs from base 208 to 507 and encodes 99 amino acids. The transcript has 4 exons. Lineage: Eukaryota; Metazoa; Chordata; Actinopteri; Perciformes; Percidae. The record is from RefSeq and is a predicted model, not a curated record. Gene Ontology annotation, cellular component: mitochondrion; mitochondrial matrix. Gene Ontology annotation, molecular function: protein folding chaperone; ATP binding; metal ion binding.
GUUUUUCGCUUUCCGUGAGGUGUUCUAGAAUAUUCUGGAAGGUGAAGAAUCUGCCCCAGAGUUCCGAGCAGGUACUGCGCAUGCGUGGGAUAUUUCACGUGGAGAGAGCAGCAGAGAUCCCCCCCCCUCUCCACUGUGUGUCAGAUCAAGAAGAAACCGGGGUGCAGCUGCUUCACGUCGACUACCAGACCUCUCACACGUCCACAAAUGGCCUUCAGGAAAUUCCUCCCCUUGUUCGACCGGGUGCUGGUGGAGCGCUUGGUCGCGGAGACGGUAACGAAGGGCGGCAUCAUGCUGCCAGAGAAGGCUCAAGGCAAAGUGCUGCAGGCCACGGUGGUGGCCGUAGGUCCCGGCUCUGUCAACCAGAAAGGGAACGUGCUGCCAGUCAGCGUGAAGGUUGGAGAGAAGGUCCUCCUACCCGAGUACGGUGGGACUAAAGUCAGCCUGGACGACAAGGACUAUUUCCUGUUCCGGGAUGGAGAUAUCCUCGGUAAAUACGUGGAAUGAGUCUUCAUUUUUGUUGUUGCUGUAGAUCCUGUCAUCCAUACCGGGAGAGAAGGAAUUACGUUGCUUCUUUCUUGUCUGUUUCUUUUCCUUUUUUUCUAUUGCAAUUGUAAAUAAUUCUAAUCACGUUUGGUAACAAGAAUAAAGGUGAAGUGUUGAUUUUUGUCU